This is a messenger RNA of Salvelinus sp. IW2-2015, 3621 nucleotides long. Its product is annotated as E3 ubiquitin-protein ligase TRIM39. The record is from RefSeq and is a predicted model, not a curated record. Lineage: Eukaryota; Metazoa; Chordata; Actinopteri; Salmoniformes; Salmonidae. Gene Ontology annotation, molecular function: protein binding; zinc ion binding.
GGCAGAAGUGUCAUGUGUCAGUGUUUGGCCAGAGCGGUCACUCUGUACAGUGGCUUUCUGCAACAGCCGCUUCUCUCUGUAAUGGCUUACCUUGCAGGAAAUCAUGGAAAUCUGACGGAGGAGCAGGUCCACUGCUCCAUCUGUCUGGACGUGUUCACCAACCCUGUCUCCAUACCCUGUGGACACAACUUCUGCCGCUGCUGCAUCCUAGACUACUGGAAGACCACCACCCUGUUCCAAUGCCCCAUGUGCAAGAAGACCUUCUUCAAGCGGCCCGACAUUAGCAUCAAUACCGUCCUGAGGGAGAUCGCUGAGCAAUUUAAGGACAUCCGGGUUAGCAACGCCGAGCGUCUCCAACAGCAGGAACUGAAAGAGGAACGAGAUUUGCAGAAGAAGAUGGAAGAGCAGAAGAAGAAGGAGGAGGAGCAGAAGACGAUGGAGCGGGAAAUGAAGAUGAAAGAACAACAGGAGCUGGUUCAAAAGCAGCAGAAACUUCUCCAGGAGCUGAGACUGAAGCAGGAGAUGCAGAAGCUGCAGCUGCCACAGCUGCAACGAACGACGAGCCAGGAACCGGAGAAACCAAUAGAAGGAAAACCAGGAGAGAAGCCAGAGGGAGAGCCAGAGGAACCUCCAGCCGAUGCUCCUCCAUCCCCACCCCACAGCCCAUGGGGCGAGGUGUCUUGUGAUGUCUGCAUGGGCGACCGGAUGAAGGCCGUCAAAUCCUGCCUGGUGUGUCUGACCUCAUACUGUGAGGAACACAUCAAGAACCACAACACACGCUUCACCAAACACAAGCUGAUCGAACCCGUGACUAACCUGGAAGAGAGGAUGUGUCCCAAGCACGAGAGGCUUCUGGAGCUGUUCUGUAAGAAAGACCAUAUCUGUGUGUGUGUGCUGUGUACGGAGACGGACCACAGAGCUCACUUUACUGUACCUGUAGAGAGGGAGUGGACUGAUAAGAAGGCUCAGCUGAAGAAGACAGAGAUAGAUGUGCAGCAGAUGAUCCAGGAAAGACUGAAGAAGAUGGAGGAGAUCAAGCACUCAGUGGAGCUGAAUAAGUCCAGUGCCCAGAGGGAGAUCGAGGACAGCAUGCAGGUGUUCCAGGAGCUGAUUCGGUCCAUCCAGAGGACCCAGGCGGAGCUGGUGCUGGCUAUAGAGGAAAAGCAGAGAGAGACAGAGAGGUGGUCCCAGGGCCUGAUAGGGGAGCUGGAACAGGAGAUCACUGAACUACAGAGGAGGAAUACAGACCUGGAGCACCUCUCACGCACAGAGGACCACAUCCACUUCCUACAGAGUUUCCCAGCCCUGUGUACCCCUCCAGCCACUAAGGACUGGUCUGGGACCUGUGUACAUACUGAAGUGUGUGUUGGGAUCAUCAGGAGAGCUGUGUCCAAAUUGGAAGAGACGCUGAGUGAGGAAAUUGACAAACUGGUGGACUCUGAGCUGAAGAAGAUUCUUAAGUACACAGUGGACCUGACCCUCGACCCAGACUCAGCCAACCCUUGGCUCCAGCUCUCGGAAGACCGCCGUCAAGUUAGGCACCUGGGAACUUGGCAGGACCUCCCGGACAUCCCAGAGCGUUUCGACACUGUGGUCAUUGUCCUGGGUCGCGAGGGCUUCACCGCGGGACGCCACUACUGGGAGGUCCAGGUGGGGGACAAGGAUGACUGGUACCUAGGCGUGGCCAAGGCAUCAGUCAACAGGAAGGGGCGUAUCGCCGUCAGCUCCUCCCAGGGCUACUGGGCACUGGCCAUGAAGAAAGGCCAGGGAUAUAGGGCCUCCACGACCCCGCCGUUACCUCUAACCCUUGACGCCAAGCCGAAGAGGGUUGGGGUGUAUGUGGAUUGCGAAGAGGGCCAGGUUUCGUUUUACGACGUGAAGGAGAGGAGUCAUAUCUAUACAUUCAUGGAGGACAACUUUAAGGAUAAGUUGUUUCCGUUCUUUUAUCUGUACUGUUGUGAUAAACAGUCGGAUGCCAUGGUGAUCUGUUCGAUCAAUGAAAAGAGUCUGAUCAAGCAAUGCUGAGAAAUACUCUGACAACAACUCUGAAAGACUACAAUUAUGUCUGCAGAAAAUACUGUGACAUAUGAUCUUGGUAGGGAAACGGCAAAACAAUUAUACAUUGACACUUAGCGGUGGCUUAAAGUACCUUGAGGGUGAGUGCCCGACGUCAAUAUCCUUGACCUUAUUGAUAUUUGUUAUGGUGAUAACAAGCUGAUUUAUUUUGUUGUCCAGCACCCCUAGGCCCCUGGUCAGUUGAACCCUGUUGAGAAAGAUUGCAACUCUGGCAACAACUCUGAAAGACUACAAUUCUGUGUGCGGAAAAUAGGGGAGAGUGGGGUAUGUUUAACCAUUGUUUACAUUCAGCAUCACUACGUCAAGGGAAAUAUAGUAUUCUUUCUAACAAAGAUAUCUACAUAUAUUUCACAAUGUGGUUUAUCCCUGAAAAUGAUUAGAAUUCAUGUAAACAUAACGGUUUUGAAAACAUAGCCUUUCCACAAAAUAAAAAGUGGUUGGCUCAACUUACCCUGGGUAUGGGGAAAGUUGAGCAUAGGGACAGGGUAAGUCGAGCCGCCUUGGGGUAAGUGGGUGAUGGUGUCCUGUGACAGUGGUUGAUGGUGCUGUUAGGUCAAAGUUUAAUUCAUGGAAUGGGUAUACUGUAUAUCUUAAAUAUAGGUGUACAUUCAGAUAUAGAACUCUCUGUUCAAUAUCCCAUACCCUUUGUCUGGGACAGGGAUGUUGUUUUGAUGUGCCAAUUUGUAGGCUAGUUCUCUGCAUUUGAGGCUACUAAGCCCAUGAAACUGGUCCAAAAGAUUAUUGAUGUGUUUAGCAAGCUCAAACUCUAUGUCAUCAGAUAAGACCAUACAGUAUGUGCAUCUGCUACUCCGAUCAUAGCCUCUCUUUCGCACAGCUACAUGUUCAUUGUAUUUUUCUGUCAUUGUCUAUUUUUUUCAUCCCUUGCUGCUGCUUGAGAUGGACUUCUUCCCUUCUCUCAUUUCCUUGGCUGCUCGCUCAAGAACCUCUUUGGGGCUAGAACCCUGCUUGUUUUACGUUUGUAUACACGGGACAUGAUGCCUGCUCUGGAACAAUAGAAAUGCACUAUCUUGAGUUCAUAUGUUUAGACACAUUGCAAAAAUACUAUGCAUGUUAUGCAUAAAACUGACUAAAUGUAAUCAUUUGUAUGGGGUAUGGUGGCCAUUGGCUCAGCUUAACCCAUGGCCAUUGGCUCCACUAACCCCAAGGCAAACAAGAAUGCACAUUUGUGAAAGGUUUAGGACCUCAUAUUCAUCAGAUCCCAACUGAUGUAUAAAACAAUCAUAAAACGAUCUACUUUGCUUGAGAUACAAGCAUCAUGAAACUUAUAAACAAAAAAUGCAUUUACUUUGUGAAAAUCCGUUUUUUGGACCUGACUUGCUUGCCAAUUUUUCCAUUUGGGUUCUUCCUUCACAGACUCCAUGAAAUGAUGACCUCUUCCUAAAUAUUUGGUCACUUGAUUAAUUUGAUGUUUGCUUUCCUAGAAACAAGGGUUGGCUCAACGAACCUUUUUACUCAACUUACCCCACUCUCCCCUACCUCAAAGCUGCAAUAUGUAACUUUGUGGGUGACCAGACCAAAUUCACA